Molecule: messenger RNA, 2236 nt
Organism: Lynx canadensis (Canada lynx)
Lineage: Eukaryota; Metazoa; Chordata; Mammalia; Carnivora; Felidae
Gene: EPHX3
Product: epoxide hydrolase 3
Exons: 8
Coding region: 710-1792 (360 amino acids)
Cellular component (GO): intracellular membrane-bounded organelle
Molecular function (GO): hydrolase activity
Source: RefSeq, a predicted model, not a curated record
GCCGGCGGGCGCUGGACUAACUGGAGGACUUCCCGGGGUCGAGGCCACUGGACCCGCCGUUGGAACCAGGCCUGGGCCCCGCCUCAUCUGGACUCCACCCUCGCCCCGCCCGCCCUCUAAGCCACGCCUACAUCUCCUAUGCAGCUCCUAGGCCAAGGUGGGUCCACGGUUCCGGCGCGUAGGCCGCACCUACCCUGCAUUGCUCCGCCCCUUCGCUCCAGGCUCCGCCCAUUUCACUAAAGUCACCUCCUUAUCCCCUGUUUGUCCAGACAUCAGUCUCCCUCUAGACUUAAUAUUCCCACCCACCCGCGGCGGGAGUCCUACUAGGCCCCGCCCCCUUAUGAAGCCCACCCACCCACCUCCCGCCUGCCUAGGCCCCGCCCUCAAUUCUCUUCCCCUCUCCUCAAAGCCCCUCCCCAGCCUCGGAAGACUGGUCCUCGCAGGCUCCAUCCCCGCACCCUAGCCUUGUUCCCUGUCGCCGUCGCGCCCAGGUGUUUACCUGGCCCUUAGGUGACUCGUGUGCGGUGGCUGUUUCGAUAUAAGCCUCCCGCCUCUUCUCUCGGCGCGUUCCUUAAGCCCCGGAGGCACGGAGGGUCCCCAGACCAAAGGCGGUGGGCUUCCCAGCCCGGAUCCCGCCUCGCUGCUGCUGCUCUCGCCCCCCGCCCACACCCCCGAAGGCAGCGCCGAAGUCGUCCCGGGUCGCUGCGACAUGCCGGAGCUGGUGGUGACAGCGCUGCUGGCGCCGUCGCGCGUCACUCUGAAGCUCCUGCGCGCCUUCAUGUGGAGCCUCGUGUUCUGCGCGGCGCUGCUGACCGCCGCCGUCUAUGGCUGCAUCGCGCUCACGCACGUGCUGUGCCGGCCCCGGCGCGGCUGCUGCGGGCGCCCCCGGCGCACCCCACCCGCCUGCUUGAGCGACCCCACGCUGGGCGAACACUGCUUCCUGACCCUCAAGAGCUCGGGCCUGCGCCUCCACUAUGUCUCCGCUGGACGUGGCAACGGACCCCUCAUGCUGUUUCUGCACGGCUUCCCGGAGAACUGGUUCUCCUGGCGCUACCAGCUUUGGGAGUUCCAGAGCCGCUUCCACGUGGUGGCUGUGGACCUACGGGGUUACGGCUCCUCAGAUGCACCUCGGGAUGUUGACUGUUACACCAUUGACCUGCUGAUGGCGGACAUCCAGGAUGUCAUCCUGGGCCUGGGUUAUUCCAAGUGCAUCCUGGUGGCCCACGACUGGGGUGCGGUCCUCGCCUGGAAUUUCUCCAUCUACUACCCGUCCCUGGUGGAGCGGAUGGUAGUUGUCAGUGCGGCCCCCAUGUCUGUGUACCAAGACUACUCUAUACACCACAUCAGCCAGUUCUUCCGUUCCAACUACGUGUUCCUGUUCCAGCUUCCCUGGCUGCCUGAGAAGUUACUGUCCAUGUCUGACUUCCAGAUCCUGAAGACCACCCUCACACACCGCAAGAGAGGCAUCCCACACUUAACCCCCAACGAGCUCGAGGCCUUCCUUUAUGACUUCUCCCAGCCCGGUGGCCUCACUGGGCCCCUCAACUAUUACCGAAACCUCUUCAGGAACCUUCCCCUGGAGCCCCAGGAACUGGCCACGCCCACGCUGCUGCUGUGGGGAGAGAAGGACACCUACUUGGAGCAGGGGCUGGUAGGAGCCAUCAGCAGUCGCUUUGUGCCCGGCCGGCUGGAGGCCCACAUCCUGCCGGGCGUGGGGCACUGGAUCCCACAGAGCAACCCCGAGGAAAUGCACCAGUACAUGUGGGCCUUCUUGCAAGACCUGCUAGGCUAGCAGCCCUGGCUCCCUGGCCUGUGUGCACCUGGGAGUCCACACCACGUGCACACCAUGAUGGACUCCCGGAUCACGCACAGGCGUGGAACUCCUAGACCACACACGAGUGUGUCUGUGGAUGCCCGCAGGCACACCAGGCUGUUUGCUCGCACACCAGUGUGAGUGUCUGUGCACCUGAACAAGCACUUCAGCCCUGGGGAACCGGGAACUUCUCUCCUCUGCAGAGCUGGAUACCCAGUGUCCUACCUGUCCCCUCCCUGGGGCCUUCCCCUUCCUGCCAACGUCAGCCCCCAGAGCUGCACAAACCACAGACUCUGACCUUCCCGUCCCUGGCUUUCAUCUCCAAUCUGAGUCUUCAGCUAAAAGCUGUUCUGUCCAGUAGGGUAACUGGCAGCCGUAUCUGGCUGCUUCAAUUUAAAUGGAAAUUAAUUAAAAUAUGAUCGA